AUGCCACCCAAGAAGGCCGACGCGCCCAAGAAGAAGACGAAAUCCGUCGAUGACAAGACCUUUGGCAUGAAAAAUAAAAAAGGAGGUGCCGCCAAGAAACAGAUCACGCAGUUGCAAGCGCAAUCCCACUCCAACAAAACUCCCGAUGAAAAGCGAAAGGCGGCCGAGAAACUCCAGCGUGAGGCUGAGAAGAAGGCCUCUGAUCUGGCUAAGAAGGAAGCCGCAGAACUCUUCAAGCCCGUUCAAGUCCAGAAGGUGCCCUUUGGCGUUGACCCCAAGACCGUGCUGUGCAUGUUCCACAAGAAGGGUGGUUGCGAAAAGGGUCGCAAGUGCAAGUUCAGUCACGACAUGAACAUUGAGCGCAAGGCCGCUAAGAAGGAUCUGUACACCGACUCGCGUGAAACAGAAGAAGAGACUAAACAGGUCGAUACUAUGGACCAAUGGGACGAGGAGAAGCUGCGCAGUGUCGUGAUGAGCAAGCAUGGAAACCCACGAACGACUACCGACAAGGUCUGCAAGUUCUUUAUUGAGGCGGUCGAGAACCAGAAGUAUGGUUGGUUCUGGACUUGUCCGAAUGGCGGUGAUAAGUGCAUGUAUAAGCACAGCUUGCCUCCUGGAUUCAUUCUCAAGACAAAGGAGCAGAGGGCUGCCGAGAAGGCCCUGAUGGACAAAUCCCCAUUGAACACGUUGACUUUGGAAGACUGGCUGGAGUCUGAGCGACAUAAGUUGACAGGUACCCUGACACCGGUCACUCCAGAGUCUUUCGCCCAGUGGAAGAAGGAGCGUAUUAACAAGAAGGCCGCUGAGGAGCAAGCACGACAGGCCAAAGAGGCCACUGGCCGUACCAUGUUUGAGAGCGGUGACUGGAAGGAUGAAGAGAGCAGUGAUGAGGAGUCGGAUGACGAUGACGAUGACGAUGGCUUCAACUUGGACGCGUUACGAGUUGAAACUGAAAAGCUGCAACAGGAGAAGGAAGAGGAGCGUUUGGCUAAGCUAGGAAUAGCGGUUCCAGUUGUCACACAGGAGGCUGAAGGCUGA
This is a messenger RNA of Penicillium angulare, 1038 nucleotides long. RefSeq names its product translation machinery-associated protein TMA46. The record is from RefSeq and is a predicted model, not a curated record. Gene Ontology annotation, cellular component: cytosol. The transcript is spliced from 4 exons. Gene Ontology annotation, biological process: cytoplasmic translation. The coding region runs from base 1 to 1038 and encodes 345 amino acids. Lineage: Eukaryota; Fungi; Ascomycota; Eurotiomycetes; Eurotiales; Aspergillaceae. Gene Ontology annotation, molecular function: metal ion binding; mRNA binding.